CCUCAUAUGAACUUCCGCUCAUACGUCGAAGCCCUCAAGCAAGACAACGACCUCGUGGAAAUCGACCGGGAAAUCGAUCCUAACCUUGAAUGCGGCGCUAUCAUCCGCAAGGUCUGCGAAACUGAUGACAAAACUCCCCUCUUCAAUAACCUUAAGGGAGCUCACAAUGGCCUCUGGCGUAUUCUCGGUGCUCCCAACUCUCUCCGAUCAGGCAAAGACAAGUACGGCCGACUUGCUCGUCAUCUGGCCCUCCCCCCAUCUUCCGGCAUGAAAGAGAUCUUGGAUAAGAUGCUCUGGGCAAAGAAUGCCCCACCGAUUCCCCCCAACGUUGUCAAGACUGGAGUGUGCAAGGAGAAUGUGCUGAAUGAGGGGGAGUUUGAUCUCACGAAGCUCCCGGUCCCUCUUCUGCACCAGGCUGAUGGCGGAAAGUACAUCCAGACUUAUGGUAUGCACGUUAUCUCCUCGCCAGAGAAGGACUGGACCAAUUGGUCAAUCGCCCGUGCUAUGGUUUACGACAAGGACCAUCUGGCUGGUUUGGUGAUCCCACCCCAGCAUGUCUGGCAGAUGCAGCAGAAGUGGAAGGCCAUUGACAAGGACGUGCCCUGGGCUCUGUGCUUCGGUGUUCCCCCUGCUGCUAUCAUGGCCUCUAGCAUGCCACUUCCGGACGGCUGUACUGAGGCUGGGUAUAUUGGCGCUAUGACUGGCCACGCGAUUGACGUGGUCAAGUGUGAGACGAAUGACCUGUAUGUCCCAGCUAACGCUGAGAUCGUUCUUGAGGGCACUAUGUCUAUUACGGAGACUGGUCCUGAGGGUCCAUUUGGCGAGAUGCAUGGUUACGUCUUUCCCGGUGAUUCUCACCCUUGCCCUCUCUACAAGGUGAACAAGAUCACCUACCGCAAUGGUGCUAUUCUCCCCGUCUCCAACUGCGGCCGCCUUACCGACGAGACUCAUACAAUGAUCGGACCCCUCGCCGCUGCCGAAAUCCACCAACUCUGCAAAGACGCCGGUCUUCCAGUCAAGGAAGCCAUGUCCCCCUUCGAAUCUCAAGUGACGUGGGUUGUUCUUCAAAUCGACGGCGCCAAGCUCCGACAAAUGAAGACCACCUCUGAGGAACUUUGUCGUAAGUUCGGUGACUUGAUUUUCACCCACAAGGCUGGCUACACUAUUCAUCGCCUCCUCCUUGUCGGUGAGGAUAUCGACGUGUAUGACUGGAAAGAUGUGAUCUGGGCUUUCUGCACACGUUGCCGGCCCAGUCUUGAUGAGUACUUCUACGAUGAUGUCCGCGGAUUUCCUCUCAUUCCGUACAUGGGCCAUGGAAGCGGUUCCCCUGUCCAGGGUGGCAAGGUUGUCUCUGACGCUUUGAUGCCUACUGAGUAUACAACUGGACCUAACUGGCAGGCUGCGGACUUCAAGAACUCAUACCCCGAGGACCUUCAGGCUAAGGUCAAUGCCGAGUGGGCCUCGAUGGGCUUCAAGGCUGAU
Messenger RNA from Aspergillus eucalypticola CBS 122712, 1482 nucleotides. RefSeq names its product UbiD family decarboxylase. Gene Ontology annotation, cellular component: cytoplasm. The annotation marks the transcript as partial. The transcript is spliced from 3 exons. Gene Ontology annotation, molecular function: carboxy-lyase activity. Lineage: Eukaryota; Fungi; Ascomycota; Eurotiomycetes; Eurotiales; Aspergillaceae. The record is from RefSeq and is a predicted model, not a curated record. Gene Ontology annotation, biological process: cinnamic acid catabolic process; ferulate metabolic process.